AUGCCCACUCCCAUCCCCUACGAGGUCACCUACCGGUCCUCCCACUCCCCCCGCGUCCUCCACCAGAUCUCGACCGACAUGUCUCGCACCUCCCUCACACCCAAGUUCGAGGUCGAGCGCCCCGCUCGCUCCCGCCGUUCCCUCUCCCCCAUCCCCGCCGAGCCCCCGUCGACGUCCAAGACGAUGUACGCGCCCCCACCGCUCACCUGGCGGUCCGCCUUCCAGGAUGCCAAAGCCGGCAUCUGCUACACCAAGGACGCCUUCCCGUCCUCGUCCUUCCUCCCCCCGCCAUUCAACCGAGAGCCGGUCCACGUCGAGCCCAGCGAGCGUGUCGAGAUCAUUGACGACGUCGACGAGUAUGCCGUCCGCAUCCGCGUCCUCCGCACCGGUGCCGUCGGCCUCAUUCCCGCCUGGAACACCGAGGGCGCCCUCGAGCGCCUUACGCGCAUGAACACCGCCUUCAACGAAGCGGCGACCUGUCCCGUCGAAGCCCGCACGAUGCGGCGCCGCGACAGCGCGUCGUCCGUCGCGUCCGGCAGCGCCAGCGCCAGCGACGACAGCACCUCGCCCGCGCCAGAGGACGCGCCGCUGACGGUCACGCACGUGCACGCUCGCUGCGUCCCAUUCGCGACCCGCGUCCGCUACCCCGACUUCUACGGCCGCUCGAGCGCGUUCAGCGACUCGGACCCGGACUCGGACGACUCAGACUUGGACUCGCCGUCGCCCCGGACGCCCGUCGACCACGCCCACCACGUGCACGAGCGCGGCCGCUCGCCCUGGCGCGCCGGGACUCGCCCCGCUGCGUCGACGCCCCAGGUGUACGCCGCGCCGCCGAGCACGCUCGAGAAGGGCGCGGCGUCGUCGACCACGGAGGCGGGUGCGCAGGAGCGGCCUGGCUCUGGGUCGCGGAAGAGCGUCAACUUUGCGGGCACAGAACGGCCGAGCGUCGUCUUCCGCUACCCGUCAGAGGACCUCGUUGGGGAAGAGGACGAGGAGUGGUGGUGGCACGGCUGGGAGGAGUCGAUGGAGCAGGAGACGGAGGUCGCCCCAGAGGAGAUACUCAUCGGCGCGACGUUCGACAUCCGGGAUACGUUCCCGCUCAUCGAUGACGACGACCAAUAA
Molecule: messenger RNA, 1122 nt
Organism: Epithele typhae
Lineage: Eukaryota; Fungi; Basidiomycota; Agaricomycetes; Polyporales; Epitheliaceae
Exons: 3
Coding region: 1-1122 (373 amino acids)
Source: RefSeq, a predicted model, not a curated record